Siniperca chuatsi (mandarin fish) is the source of this 15771-nucleotide messenger RNA. It is a transcript of the gene sacs, whose product is annotated as sacsin molecular chaperone. The record is from RefSeq and is a predicted model, not a curated record. Gene Ontology annotation, molecular function: Hsp70 protein binding. The coding region runs from base 545 to 14314 and encodes 4589 amino acids. NCBI's taxonomy places the organism in Eukaryota, Metazoa, Chordata, Actinopteri, Centrarchiformes, Sinipercidae. The transcript has 12 exons.
UAUUCUCUUCUAUAGUAUCAUAUUUUUUGCAAACUUCACACCUAUAAUGUUCCGUGACAAGUAGACUCUUAUUCUGUUCUGUUCUAUUCGCCCAUCCCAUAUUUGCUGGUGUGUGGUGUUCCUUUAUACAGCAGCUGUCGCUUUAAGAGACCUGGGAGUUAAAGCCUGCAGUAUGAAACUGUCCAGAGGUGCUCACGCCCGUUGACUGAUAUUUCAUCUUAAGUCGUAUUCCAUUCAAACUACCAUCUCUGAAGUGUUCGAGUCGGUUACCACGCGAUUUAUGCAUGUAUCCAUUUAAAGGAACUCGUGCCCUCCGCUGCGGCGCAGAGAACAGGACAGGACAGAGAUGCUGCACUGAUGCUGCCGCCAGCAUGCUGGCUUCCUAAUGAACACAGCCUGCCGUGAAAUGUAUCAGCUUUUCGAGAGGACCGUUAGCGGCGCGCGCUGGACAGAUUCAACCGUUUUCCGGGUGGAGUACUCCUGCGCUCAGUGCAGAAGAUAGUCCAAUGAAUGUGUAUGAGCUGGGACACAAAACAGCAACGAGAUGGCCAACUGUCCAAACCCGUGGUUGCCAUGGGUGACAGUUCGUCAUGAGUACAUUGGCCUGAAGUCCUACCAGGUCUCUCCCUUCACAUCUGUUCAAGAUGUCAAACAGUUGCUGUAUGAGGAGACAAACCUGCCUGUCAAAGAGCAACAGCUGACUCACAAUGGGAGAGUGCUGGAUGACAGCGUGCAGAUUGGGACCUUGGUGCCUGCUGGAAGCCCAGAAGUAUCUGUCACACUGGAGGGAAGAGGCCUUAAAGGGGGAGGGAGGUUUGGACAGACUACACCACCACUAGUCGAAUUUUUGAAAGAUAUUCUGAGGAGGUACCCUGAAGGUGGACAGAUUCUGAAAGAGUUGAUUCAAAAUGCUGAGGAUGCUGGAGCCACAGAAGUCAAAUUCAUGUAUGAUGAGACAGAGUAUGGAGUGGAGUCACUGUGGUCACCUGACAUGGCUCAGCAUCAAGGUACGGCACUGUAUGUCUACAAUGAUGCUGUGUUCACUGUGGAAGACUGGAAUGGGAUUCAGGAGAUUGCGAGGAGCAGGAAGAGAGAGGACCCUUUGAAAGUUGGACGAUUUGGAAUUGGCUUCAAUUCUGUUUACCAUGUUACAGACGUUCCCAGUAUAUUCAGUGGAGACCAGAUUGCCAUGCUGGACCCUCAUCAGACCCUGUUUGGAGUCCAUGAGUCUGGACAGUGUUGGAACUUGAAGACAGACAUUAAGGAGAUCACAGAACUGGCUGACCAGUUUGCUCCCUACACUGGGAUGUUUGGGAGCUCUGAGAAAACCAUUAAGGAUGGCAGCUUUCCUGGAACAUUGUUCCGCUUCCCACUUCGCCUGAAACCCUCCCAGCUCAGUGGCAACAUUUACAACAAAGAAAAGGUUUUGGAGCUCUUUGAGUCUUUCAAAGCGGACGCAGACACGGUGCUCCUCUUCCUCAAGAGUGUUCAGAAGAUCUCCUUGCAUGUGCGUGAGUCUGAUGGUACAGAACGCAUGUUGUUUCAGGUUACGGCAACAGAGAAUACUGAUGAUAAGUUAGAAAGGCCGAACGCACUGAAGACACUGGGUCAGGCUACAGACAGCUACAGCAACGGAGUUCCCAGUUCUACCAUUACUUGCGUCACUUACCAGGUCAACAUAGAGACUCAGGAUGAAACAGCUAAAGAGACUCAGAGGAUGACGUGGCUGGUUUGUAAUGGAGUUGGGGGCAGAGGAAUGUGUUCUGAGUUGGACUCUCUGGCAGAUGAUUUGAAGUUCAUGCCUACCAUUGGCAUUGCUCUGCCUCUUACUGUGAUCAACAAAGAAGACAAAGGUGCCGCAUCUGGUUUCUCGGGACGAGCUUUUUGUUUCCUUCCCCUUCCCCCCGGGGAGGAGAGUGAGACAGGGCUUCCAGUUCACGUCAGUGGCUUCUUCGGCCUGACAGACAACCGUAGGAGUAUCAAGUGGCGGGAAGUGGACCAGUGGAGGGAUCCAGCAGCCUUGUGGAAUGAGCUGCUUAUAAUCACUGUCAUCCCUAGGGCUUACUUCAUGCUCAUCACUGAGGCUAUCAAAAGGGUACAGACAAAAAAGGACCAAGACUUUCCACUGUCCCCUACAGGGACCUAUGGGGCCUGGCCAGACCCUAAGCAGGUCAAGUCCCGCUGGAAACCCAUCCUCCAGCCGCUGUUUCAUGACUUGCUGCAGCAGCAAGUCAUCUAUUCCCUCAGUGAGAGCUGGAUCCGGGUGGACCAGGCUGUAUUCUCAGAGCUGGACACAGACAAGGACAUUUCAGAGACUGUGAUCAACUACCUCCAAAGCUCAGGAACGCAGGUGGCAAAGGUGCCUGCUGCUGUUGACUUUGUCUUGGCUGCCUACAUGAUUGAGUCCACUGAAGUGAAGAAGGUGACUCCAUCUUUGUUGCGGCAGGUGAUCAGGAAGUACAAACACAAAGGUCCCUCACAGGAGAAGCUGCUGCUGCUGGAGUUUGUGCUUAGUGACGCCAAUUACAGUGACCUCAUAGGACUGGAUCUCCUGCCACUGCAAGAUGAGACAUUUACAACGUUUUCAUCUUCUGUCUGUGAAAAGGAUGCCAUUUACAUAGCAUCUGAAGAAUACCCCAGGUCUCUGUAUCCAGGACUUGAGGGUCGGUUCAUACUGGAGAGCAUUAAACCUUCAGUAAUGGACAGUUUGAAGAAAACAGCCAAAAGCAGAGUGCAACAAUAUCUUUGGGGGUGCUCAGGAAGACCCUGCACUCAGCUACAAGUGCUGAACCCUGAACGAUCAGCUCGACUCAUCAAGGAGAUCCUAUCAACAGCCUGGCCAAGUAGAGACUUCAUUGUCCAAUGGGAACCUGGAAACAGAGAGUUGAAGCAUCCUACAGUUUCCUGGAUGAAAGUGAUUUGGAAGCAUCUCUACAUAAAUUUUGCUGACGAACUAAGUACCUUUGAAGACAUGCCUUUGAUCCCACUUGUGCCACUUGAGGAAAGCAUGGACGUAGUUAAGCUUCUACGUCUCAAAACUCCAUCCCCCAUAAUUCUUGUGGAUGAGGAAGAGGCAUCACUUUCUGAAAACCUUCUUGACAUCAUGGAAAAGCUUGGAGGAGUAGUGAUAAAAAAGCUGGAUUCAUGUUUGCAGCACCCUCUGCUAAAGAAUUACAUCCAUCCUUCCUCUCCUGGUAUGCUUCUGCAAAUUAUGGAUAGAUUGUCAACACAACGAUUAUCCAGCCAAGUCUCUUCUUUCUCAGUCAAAGAGAAGACUGCGCUCAGAAACUUUCUUGCAGGACUGUCUGAUAUUACAGAGAGGGAAAAGCAUAUCCUGCUUGAGCUUUCCAUCUUUGAGAAAGUGGGAACCUGCUCUGGAGGUACCUCAGCAUUUACAUCUUUGAGAGGUGCUAGAGCUUUACAUCAUAGAGCCAAGUAUCCACCAGAUGUGAAAUUAUCCAUAAAUCUUGUGAGUUGCUGUGACGAGGAAUCUAUUCGGCUCAUCAAGAUGCUAAAUGUAGAACAAGUGAAAACAACAGAAUGUUUGAAGAUGAUUAUUCAGGAUAUUGAGAGGGGAUUCUACACAACAGAUGAGAUAACCCAAAUCAUGCUUUGGGCACUUAAACAUCUGGCGUUUCUAAAAAAUGAAAACUCAUUUGUGAUUGGAUGGCUUUCCGCUCUUAAAUUUAUUCAGUUGCCUUGCGGAAAAUCAGUCAAAGCCUCAGAUCUUUUUGAUCCCGAGCUAGACAUUCUACAGAAUCUGUUCUACAUGGAAGAGAAAACCAGGUUUCCCACAAGUACAUUCACGUCUUCCCCUGAUAUUCUUCAUUCACUCAGACAACUGGGACUAAGAAAUGAAGUACAGCUCAGUGAAAAAGAUGUACUCAAAGUGGCAAAGAAGAUAGAGGAGUUACAAAGCAGCAAGGAACCUGAGUGGGACUUCAUAAUCAAAAAGGCGAAAACACUCCUGCAAAUACUUAACAGACAAACCAAGCUGGUAAAAUCAGCUGAUGCUCAGACAUCAUUGCUAAAACUGAAAUGGGUACCUGUCUGCAAAGAAAGACCUCUAACUUACCCUAAAUCCCUCGCUUGGGUUGGAGAUAAUCUCAAUAUCUGCUCUUUGUCUGAGAUGUGUGACAUAUCCCAUGCAGUGCUUGUGGGAUCUUCAGUAGCACUGGUUGAACACACAUCUGCAGGUAUGAAGAAGGCACUGAAACUAACUGUAGAGCCACAGGUGGAUCAAGUGUUACAGCACCUGAAAGCAGUGAAUGACUGGCAUCAAUCUCAAGCAUUCAGCACAGAGGACUGGUAUCAAUUCCAGCAGAUCUUGUUUGAGAUUUACGGUUUCAUGCAGGCUCAUCUUGAGGAUGCUAGAGAAGCAAUGAAAUCACUGCCUUUUGAUUGGGUAUGGACAGGGAAGACAUUCUCAUCACCUGGCCAGACGGUCCUAAAGCCCCUCCCUGAUCUAGAUUUGCAGCCUUACCUGUACUCCCUGCCAAAGACAAUUAGAAAGUUUCACAAGCUUUUCAAGUUUUGUGGUUCAGUUGAAGAGGUUUCCCCAAGCCACGUGUUUGAAGUCAUCAGCACCAUCCGACAAAGAUGUGAAGGAGAGAUUGCCAAGGAGGAAAGCAAACAUGAUAUCCUACUUUUGAUCAACAUCCUGAGAUGGCUGUACAACAGUCAGAUACCUGUAGAUAAUAACAUGCAUGUACCAAUUCUUUGUUACAAGGAUCCAAGCAAAUUAGCAAUGAAACCCAUUCAUGAAUGCACCUACUGUGACAUCAAGGUUGAUGAUUUGAAUGACUUACUUGAAGAUGCAUCAGAGCCCAUUAUAUUAGUUCAUGAUGACAUCCCCAUGAAAACUGCAGAGUGGCUGAAGGUGCCAUGUUUGAGCACAAGGUUGAUAAACCCAGAGAACCUUGGCUUUGAACAAUCAGGCCAACGAGAACCUCUAACAGUAAGAAUAAAGAACAUCUUGGAGGAAUAUCCAUCUGUAGCAGACAUUUUUAAAGAGCUCCUCCAGAAUGCUGAUGAUGCAAGUGCAACAGAGUGCAGUUUCCUCAUUGACAUGAGAAAAAACACUGACAUUCGAGAGAAUCUCCUUGACCCUGGCAUGGUUGUUUGCCAUGGACCAUCCUUGUGGUCUUUCAACAACUCUGUAUUCUCAGACACAGACUUUCUGAACAUCACAAGGUUAGGUGGAUCAGUGAAGAGAUGUGAAGCAGACAAAGUUGGCAAGUUUGGCUUGGGCUUCAACUCAGUUUAUCACAUCACUGAUAUUCCCAUCAUAAUGAGCAGAGAGUUCAUGAUCAUGUUUGAUCCAAACAUCAAUCACAUCAGCAAGCACAUCAGAGACAGGUCUAAUCCAGGGAUCAAAAUCAACUGGAGCAAACAACAGAAAAGGCUGAGAAAAUUCCCCAACCAGUUCAAACCUUUCAUUAAUGUCUUCAAUUGCCAGCUUCCUCUAGCUCAGGACUCCCCAUACAAGUACAACGGUACACUGUUCAGACUCCCAUUCAGAACAGAGCAGGAGGCCUCGCUAAGUGAAAUCAGUAGUCUGUACUACAACACCACGGACAUCUAUUCCCUGGUUGAUGAGUUCAGCAUAUGUGGCCAUCGGUUCAUUCUGUUUACUCAGCAUGUUGGAAGUAUGGUCUUAAAAUACCUGAAAUAUGAGGAACCAAAUCCAGCAGGAGCACAAGAUGUCGUCACCAUCAACAAAAGUGUGUGGUCAUCCAAAGCCUCAUACGGACCUCUGAGUAUCCUAAAAUCUGCAGCAAAGGUUAUGAAGAAAGUAGCAAGCACCAACAGGGUACCUUCUGAUGUUCCCAAGUCCGGCUGCAUCAUACGCGUUUUGGUGGAGGAGUUUCAUAACGUGUUCAAACGCAUUGUCGAUCUCCACUCGCCACUGUUCAGAGGUUCAGAGGAAGAUCCUAACCAGUACUUUGAGAUGGCUGCUAAAGGUGUUCAGACAAGAAGACUCACAGAUGAAAUGCCCCAAAAGGCAGUCGAGGUCACCAACUGGCUCAUUUGCUCAUGCAUGGAUAUAACUGAGGCACUUAAGUUUUCCCUCAGUGAUAGUGGAAAAAGACUUGGACUAGUGCCAUGUGGAGGAGUGGCUGUUCUGCUCUCAGAGGAAGAGAAUCGCAAAUGGACAGUAAAGACAAAUGCCACACCAAUCGGAGAGGUGUUUUGUUACUUACCUCUCAGAAUCAAAACAGGCCUACCAGUCCAUAUUAAUGGCUGCUUUGCUGUGACUUCCAACCGCAAAGAGAUCUGGAAGACCGACACCAAAGGACAGUGGAAUUCUGUGUUCAUGAGACAUGUCAUUGUCCAGGCCUAUUUAGCAGCACUCACAAUGCUACGUUCAAUGGCUGAAAAUGGAGAACUGCUCGACUACAGCUAUUAUGCAGCAUGGCCAGAUCCAAGUCAGGUGCAUGAUGACUUCACACUGAUCAGCCAGGGUGUCUACCAAGAAAUAGCCAAAGGAGGUGACAGUGAGCAUGCAAAGGUUUUCUCAGACGGCAAAACCUGGGUGUCAAUCAAGUACGUCAGAUUCCUUGAUGAUGCCUUACUCUGUAGGCCAGACAUUGGUCCUGCUGCUUUCAAGAUAUUCUUGAAAUACCUCAAGAAGAGUGGCUCACAAAACCUAUGUGCUGUUGAGCUGCCUGACUGGGUGAAGGAGGGAUUUGAUGAUGCUGGAUGUAAAGGGAAGUUGAUGGAAAACACCCUGACAGAGGAGCAGUUCUUUUCAGAUGUCUUUUUCCCUCACAUCCAAGAAAUCGACAAAGAGGUUCGAGAUCCCCUGAUCCAUUAUGUCUUGAAUGAGAAACUUGAAGAUUUUGCAUCAAUCCUCAGGGUUACUCCUUGUAUCCCAUGCUCUGGCCCCAAUAAGGAACUGGUUUUACCUUCCAGACUCAUUCACCCAGAGGGAAGAGUUGCUAAACUCUACAACACCGAUGAUGGAAGAUUUCCUGAAGGGACUUCUAAAGACUACCUAAACCCUGUGUGUCUAGUGAAGCUAGUGCAGUUAGGCAUGGUUAAAGACGAUCUGUCAUGGGAGGACCUGAUUGAACGUGCUCAGUCUGUUAUUGAUCUUAAUGAAAAUGAUCACACAGCUGCAUGCUUUCGUAGCAGUAUACUACUCAGUCUCAUCGAUGAGAAACUGAAGAUGAGAGAUCCAGGAGCAGCUGAUGUCUUAGAAAAACUACAGGACAUUAAGUUGCUUCCAUUCCUGACAAGACCUGCAGGCUUCUCACUGCCAUGGCAUGGGAACAACUUUUCUCCAACAACAAUGUUCUCUGCUAGAGAACUCUUCACAACUGAACAUCAGGACACAGUGUGUCUGAUGAAGCCAAUCCUGAAUGAGAAUUCUCCAUCUUUCAAAGGUUGUGGUGCAAUGUCAUUGGCUGUGAAAGACUGUCUUGGUCUAAUAAGGAAGCCCUCAGUUAGACUAGUCAUCAGUCAACUCAAGAAACUGUCUCAGUCGUUUGAUGGUGUCACACUGUAUCAGGAAAACAUAACAAAUGCCUGUUACAAGUUUCUUCAUGAGGAAAUGCUACAGGAUGAAAAUGCAAAAGGACAAGUAACUGAGGAACUGAAAGCGUUCAAUUCCAUCCUGGUGGAGAACACAUAUGUCAAUCCCUCCAAAGUUGCAUUCCACCUGAAUUUUGAUGCAGCUCCACAUCUUUAUCAGCUCCCUAACAAAUACAGAAACAGCUGUCGUGAGCUCUUUGAAAAUGUUGGGGUACAGCACAGCUUCACAGUUGAGGAUUUCUCAGCAGUUCUUGAAACUGUGAAGCAAGAAUGUGGGCGAAGGGCACUCACCGAGGAGAACUUCCAGUUGUGUCGCAGAAUUAUUAGUGAAGGAAUAUGGAGCUUGAUACGAGACAAGAACCAAGAAUACUGCCAAGCGAAUUAUGGUGGGAUUCUGUUACCUGACUCCAAUCUGACAUUGCAGCCAUCAAAAUCACUAUGCUACAAUGACUGCCCUUGGAUCAAAGUCAGAGACUCUUCUGUGAAAUACUGUCAUGGGGAUAUUCCAAGAGAGGUUGCUGUGAAAUUAGGAGCAGUUCCAAAACGUCACAAAGCCUUGGAGAGGUAUGCCUCGAAUGUCUGCUUUACUCCACUUGGGAGUGAGUUUGGACAGAAAGAAAAACUCACAAGCAGAAUUAAAAGCAUUCUCAAUGCUUAUCCAUCAGAAAAAGAAAUGCUAAAAGAGCUGCUUCAAAAUGCAGAUGAUGCCAAAGCCACUGAAAUCUACUUUGUUUUUGAUUCAAGGACACACCCCACAGACAGAAUAUUUGAUGAUAAAUGGAUCCCAAUGCAAGGCCCUGCCCUCUGUGUAUAUAACAACCAGCCUUUCACAGAGGAUGAUGUCAGAGGUAUACAGAACCUCGGAAGAGGAACAAAAGAGGCCAAUCCAGGCAAAACUGGCCAGUACGGCAUAGGAUUCAACUCUGUUUAUCACAUCACUGACUGCCCGUCUUUCAUCUCAAACAAUGACAUUCUGUGUAUCUUUGAUCCACAUGCACAGUUUGCACCUGGGGCUACAUCUGUGAGUCCUGGAAGAAUGUUUAGAGACUUGGACUCUGACUUCAGAUCCCAGUUUUCAGAUGUUCUAAAUCUUUACUUGGGAGCUCAUUUUAAGUUAGAACGCAGCACAAUGUUCAGAUUCCCCAUCCGGUCUACGGAGAUGGCAAAGACAUCAGAGAUCAGUUCUGUCCCAGCAUCAGACAGAAUGGUGCAAAACCUUCUAGAUAAGCUAAAAACUGAUGGUGCAGAGCUUCUGAUGUUCCUCAACCACAUGGAAAAAAUAUCAAUCUGUGAAAUUGGUCAUGCAUCUGGAGAACUGAAAGUGCUCUAUUCUGUGACAGCCAAAAUAACAGAUGGUGAUCGGCUAAAACGCAAACAGUUUCAUGCCUCAGUCAUUGAUAGUGUGACCAAAAAGAAGCAGCUCACUGCUAUCCCAGUCCAACAGAUAACCUACACAAUGGACAUAGAGGACACUGAUGGAAAUUUGACCACAUGGAUGAUCUGCAACCGAUCUGGCUUCCCAAACAUUGAAAAUGUCUCAAAAAGUGUGAUCUCAGCUCACAAAAAUGAAGACAUAACUCUGUUUCCACGUGGAGGGGUAGCUGCAUGUGUAAGCCACAACUACAAAAAACCCCACAGAGCCUUCUGCUUUCUGCCCCUUUCAUUGGAGACUGGCUUACCUUUUCAUGUCAAUGGGCAUUUUGCCCUAGACUCUGCUAGAAGAAACCUAUGGAGAGAUGACAAUGGAGUGGGGGUAAGGAGUGACUGGAAUAACAAUUUGAUGACAUUACUGAUUACCCCUGCCUGUGUGGAACUGCUGAUUCAGCUUAAGCGUCGAUACUUCCCAGGUCCUGAUCCAACCAUGACCGUACUACAAGGAACACCACUUCAUGUUGUUAAAGAUACAUUGCGGAAAUAUCUGUUCUUCUUCCCAGUCAACAGACUUGAUAUACAGCCAGAUUGGUACUGCCUGGUUAAAGCAGUGUACAACUGUAUUCAUGCUGACCUAAAGCGCCUGCUUCCUGUAGUCAGAACAGCGCACAUUGACAACUCUGACAUGCACUCUGUCAUUUACAUUUCAUGGGUGAAUACAUCCACUGCAAACAAAGGCAGAGCCUUUUUUGAUAAUCUGCUACAAGAUGAGCUUCAGCACUUGAAAAACACAGAGUACAACAUCACCUCAAGGAAGUCUGUGGCUGAAAAUGUCUACAGACUGAAAACCUUGCUUCUGGAUAUUGGUUUCAACCUGGUUCACAGCUGCGAUGAGACAGUAAAUCUCUACUUCUGUUUGGAAGAUGCAGGGAUACCAGUCAGUUAUGUGACACCAGUGGAUGUCCGCAACUUUCUUCACACUUUCUCAUCACCAGACACAUCUUGCCAUGUUGGAAAACUCCCUUGCCGUCUCCAACAGUCAAAUUACAAGCUGGUUCAUAACUUGAAGCUUCUAGUCGACUACUGCUUCAAAGAUAUAGAAGUGGACGAAGUCAAAAUUGAGGGCUUGCCUCUGUUGAUAACAAUGGACAAUAUGGUACAGGUGUUUGAUUCCAAGAGACCAAAGUUCCUGACAACACAUCAUGAGCUAAUCUCAUCAAGGAAAGAAAUGUUCAUGAAUACAUUGUACAUCAGGUAUAGCAACAUCCUUUUGAAGGAAGGAGCUGCAAAGAUCUUUGACAUCAGUUGCUUUGGUGACCUACUGGGGUCUGUUCUUCCAAGAGAGUAUCGAACAAGGAUCCCUGUAAAGUGGAGAGACACCUUUACAAGUGAAUCUUGGCUGAAGAAUGUGUGGAACUUCAUCAGUGAGAAUAUCGCUGUUAAGGAAGAUCAGGUGGACAUCACACCAAGUUUCAACACAGUGCUUGACAUUCUGAAAGACUGGGCUUUGUUACCUGGAAUCAAAUUCAUGGUAAGAGAAAAGAUAGUUGUCCCUGAGCAUGAUGUGCUUUUACCUCUGAGUUUGAUGAACAUAGCCAUAUUUCCACAUGGCCAAAAUGACAAAGUCUUUCACACCCUAAUGAAAGCAGGGUGCAUUCAGCUUGCAGUGAACAAAAUCUGUGUCAAAGAGAAUCCUAUCAUGCCUUUUCUGGCACAACUCACAGCAAACAUUGAAAAUCCAUCAAGUGUUCUGAAAGCUGUAGAGUACAUGAUUCAGACAUCUGCAUUCAAAGUAGCAAACCUGACUGACAAGGACUUUGAGGCUCUUCUGUUGUAUUUCAACUGCAACCUAGCUAAUCUCACUCAACAGGAUGCACAGAGCCUAAAACUCCUCCCAUGCUUUAAAUCAGUUAGUGGGAGAUACAUCAGCAUUGCAAACUAUGGGACAAACUAUGUCCUUGCAAAAAGCAUUCCCACUGUGGACAUAGACAAAUGGGCUCACACAACCUCCUUUGCCUUUCUUGCUGACAGUCCGCAGCUGAAAGAACUGUACACCUUCCUUGGCUGCAUGCCAAUUGAUGACUUAGAAAUCUACCUUCAACAUCUCCUGCCAAAGUUUGAGAGUCUUUCCUAUGAUGCCAAAGUGGAACACAUUGUCUACUUAAAGGAGAGACUUUUGUCAAUGGAAGAAUCAUGCGAGAUGAAGGAUCAGCUCUAUGAGAAACUGGAGGGACUGUUGUUCAUCUAUGACUACUCAAACAGACUCAGGCCAACCAAGUUUUUCUAUGAUGAGACAGUGAAGGUAUUUGAAGUUAUGCUACCUGCAAAGUCAUUCAUACCAAGUGACUUUUUUAAGAAAGUUGAGCAAGUGUCAAAACCCAAGAAUGGGACAUUGUUGCUCACCUCAUGGAUAACCUUUCUGAGAAAUAUUGGUCUCAAGCAUGAAGUGUCACAGCAGCAAGUUCUUCAGUUUGCAAAGGAGGUCAGCAUCAAAGCUCAAACAGAGAGCUGGACCAAAGAAAAAGUGCAAACCAUUGUCGAUGUUCUCUUGAACCACAUUUUCAAAGAGAGGACGGACCUGUUCCAGGGUACUUUUCUCAAAGAACUCUCAAUGAUACCAUUCCUGUGUCCCGAGAGAGCCCCCAAAGAACUAAUAAAGCUUCAUUCGCAGUACCAAGAGAUGAGUGGCACACUUCCUCUGAUUCGCUUCAGUGGGUCUCAGGUAAAUCCAAAAUUCAAGCAAACAGAUAUCAUUCACUUGCUCUGGACAUCUUGCCCAAUUCUACCUGAGAAAGCUACACCAUCAAGCAUAAAGGACCAGGAGGAAAGCACUCUCACUGGACAGGAACAACUUGACCAAGUGUUGAACAUGUUAAGUGUCAACUUGGACCCACCGUUGGAGAAAGUCAUAAGCAACUGCAAGAACAUCUGCAACAUAUCCAGUCCAGAUGACGAAAUGGUGAAAACCAGGAACAAAGUUUUAAGGUCCACCUACGAGUUCCUCAAUGCAGAUAAAAGAGAUUUCCGUUACCAGCUCCAUGGGGUGGCUUUUGUCAUGGUUGAAGAUGGCUGGAAAUUGCUGAAACCUGAAGAGGUUGUCAUCAAUUUGGACAAUGAAUCUGACUUCAAACCCUACUUGUACAAAUUACCUCUAGAACUUGGUACCUUUCAUCAACUGUUCAAACUUCUUGGCACAGAAGACGUUGUGUCAACCAAACAGUAUGUUGAAGUGCUGUGGCGCAUUUACAGAAGUUCAGAGGGCAAGCAGCUUGACCCAAAUGAAAUGAGAACUGUGAAAAGGGUUGUUUCAGGAUUGUUCAAGUCUCUCCAUAAUGAUCCAGUGGAAAUUCGCAAAGAUCUUGAGAGUCUCAGAGAUUUGACAUUUUAUCUGCCAAGUCAUGAUGGUAGAUUAGCAAAAUCCAGUAGCUUGGUGUUUGAUGAUGCCCCACACUACAAGAGCAGAAUUCAGGGUAACGUUGGAGUUCAGAUGCUUGUGGACAUGAGCCAGUGCUAUCUGGGCAAAGAUCACGCCUUCCACACAAAGCUGAUCAUGCUACUUCCACAGAAACUAAGGCCUAGACUGUUGAGUAGCAUUCUUGAAGAGCAACUUGAUGAGGAUUCUCCAAAAAUGUGCCAAUUUGGAGCACUUUGCUCACUUCAAGGUCGCCUUCAGCUGUUGCUGUCGUCAGAGCAGUUCAUCACAGGACUGAUCAGAAUAAUGAAACAUGAAAAUGACAAUGCAUACCUUGUGAAUGAGGAAAAAGCCAUACGUCUCUGCAAAGCACUUUGUGAAGGAUUGAAAGUUUCUUGUUUUGAGAAACUCCAGACAACAUUAAGAGUAAAAGGAUGUAGUCCCAUCCCACACAGCCGCAGCGAAACACUUGCCUUCCUCAAGAGGUAUGGGACAGCUGUGAUUCACCUCUACAUCCAGCAUUCAGACAGCAAAGACAUUAAUUUUCUCUUAGCACUGGCAAUGACAUUGAAGUCUGCUACAGAUAAUUUGAUUUCUGACACAUCCUAUCUGAUUGCCAUGCUGGGUUGUAAUGACAUCUACAGAAUCACAGAGAAGCUGGACAACCUUGGGGUUAAGUAUGACUCAACAGAGCCUUCAAAACUUGAGCUUCCCCUCCCUGGAACCCCCAUACCAGCUGAGAUACACCACACACUCCUCAUGGAUCCCAUGAAUGUAUUUUAUCCGGGAGAGUAUGUGGGUUACCUUGUAGACUCUGAGGGUGGAGACAUGUAUGGGUCCUACCAGCCUACCUAUACAUAUGCCAUCAUUGUUCAAGAAGUAGAAAGAGAAGAGGAGGAAAACACAACAAGUUUCCUUGGAAAAUGCUUCCAGAUUGACAUUGGUUACAGUGAGUACAAAAUAGUCAGUUCCCUCGACUUGUACAAAUUCUCAAGACAAGAUGAAAGUACCCAUGUGCGAGACACCAGUGCUCCAUCAACCCCUACAAGCCCAAACAGUCGUUCCUCUGGUCUACGAAUGAUCCCUCCUCUUUUUGCUGGUAAGGAAAACCUCAGACCCCCCCCUCAAAAACAGUCUCCAAAAAAGAUCAAGCUUCAUGCAUUGCCUGAGAUAUUGAAAGAAGUGACCUUAGUAGUUGAACAAGCUUGGAAGCUUCCUGAGACAGAGAGAAAGAAGAUAAUCCGCCGAUUGUAUCUCAAGUGGCAUCCAGACAAAAAUGCAGAGAAUCUGGACAUUGCCACAGAAGUCUUUAAGCACUUACAGAAUGAGAUCAACAGGAUGGAGAAACAGUCUUUGGCUGAUCAGCAAAAUACUGACAGAGCUUCUAGGAGAUCCUACUCCACAUCAUCAUCCCGCUUCCAGUCAGAGAAGUUCUCAUUUCAAAGGUUUUAUUCAUCGUGGAACCAAGAAGCAACAAAUCACAAGUCAGAAAGGCAACAGUUCAGGGAACAUUAUACAAGCUAUGCAGGUUCGUCACACUCUCACCGUUUCUUUGUGCCCCCUACUUUCAAGACAGUUGGAAACCCUGUGGAAGCCCGCAGGUGGCUUAGACAAGCAAGAGCAAACUACUCUGCUGCUCGGAAUGAUCUUCAUAAAAAUGCCAAUGAGUGGGUUUGUUUCAAAUGCUACCUGGCCACAAAGCUUGCACUGAUAGCUGCCGACUAUGCAGUCAGAGGAAAGUCAGACAAAGAUGUGAAACCAACUGCUCUGGCUCAAAAAGUUGAAGAGUACAACUCCCAGUUAACAGGCCUUGCAAAUGAUGUUCAGAUCCUGGAAGGAUAUGGUGUGGACAGCCUGAGAACUCGCUAUCCUGAUCUCCUGCCAUUUCCACAGAUUCCCAAUGACAGAUACACAUCUGAGGUGGCAAUGAGAGUGAUGGAAUGUACCGCACGGAUUAUCAUAAAGCUUGAAACCUUUGUGCAGCAAAAAAUGUAAUACUGUUGUCAAAGAUGACAAUGAAACUACAGUAUGCAGAGAUCCUCUGUGGAAUAGAGGACACCCGUGGCUGUGUGCAAUACUGAUCAUGUAUAUCACUUUUAAUAAAAUUGAAGUAUCCACCUGGCAGCUUAUGGUACAUAUGCAGUUUCUACCUGUGAUGGUGGUGCUGUGGCCCAUGCACAGCAAAUAAAUGUAUGGCUCCCAUAACCUAUUAGGCUGUCUGAAUAUAGAUUUGCUGUAAUAUGUGAAAAAAAAAAAACAAUUCUGCAUAUGCUGUACAUACAAAUGCAUAAGCAAUACGUUUUGUUUACCAAAGUCCCCACACUGAAUAUAUUUGCUCUCCAUUAGAUUAAAAAAUAUGCUGCUUUUUUUACUUUAUCUUUUAUAAAAAAAAAACAUAAAUAUAUAUAUUUUCUUGCUACAGAAAACCAGUGGAGUGUACUGAAAGGAUACGCUUAUAAUGAAGAAAUAGAUAAACUCUAAAUGGCAAAUACUGCAAUUAUUGUCAUGCAGCGUGUCCUAUUUGCGAGAUCUCAGCAAGUCAAGGAAAUUACAAUCAUGUUUGUAAACUUUCUUUUUUGUAUUUUUAUGGUUGAUUUCAUAUAAUUUCUGUAAAAGUUGUACAUUUUCUGUAACAUAGCCAGUCACUUGUUUAUGGACAAGGCACUUUUUUGAAACUCCUCCUCAUGUACUCGUACUUGCACUUGUAUAGCGCUUGUGUCACCCCAGCAACUCGGGAGAAUCCAACUGUGAAUGGAAAACUCUUUAUAUUACUUUAAAAGCAAUUGCUUUUUUCUUCGGGGAUAUAUUUUGUUUUGUUAUAGCCAUGUUAAAUGUGUGUUGUGCUCUAUACAGUAACAUUUGGUGACUGUUUUGCAUCAUUACCUGUUCAUAUGAACCAUGUGUACUCUGGGGCCCUACAGAGAGCAAGUCUGCUUUGAUAACUAGGUAAAGGGCAGUGAUGACUGUAGCUCUGCUUCUGCUUAAAGAAGUCAUCCAAAAGUUGUCUCUUUUUACAGUGAUGGCCUGUUUGGGAAUACUCAGUAGGACAGUGUGAUAAAAUAAAGAGCCAUACAUAUGCUAUAAUUUGGGCACAACCCUUAACAUGUUAACCUUUGCCAACAUGAAACCAUGUUCAUACAUUUUCAGUAAUUUUAACUGGUUUAAGGAACAUAGAACAGCACCAAACUGGUGCUUGUGUGUUUUUAUUGUAUUACUGGCUUUAUUUUACCUUUCAUUUGAAGGACUAUACACACACACUGACCACAUAUUGUGAAUGUUAUUUUGAAACAUAAUUUAAAAUGUGCUUCUUGGUAUCUGUUGUCUUAUUACACCUCAAGCUUGAGGUGACUCAGCCGAGGGUGUCCAUGAAUAAACCAUGGAGAACCUUGUGUAUCAUACAUGUUGAUGUACACUGUGCCAUAGGAAGGCCUAAUAAAUUCCCCUUAAAUAAA